Molecule: messenger RNA, 703 nt
Organism: Aspergillus lentulus
Lineage: Eukaryota; Fungi; Ascomycota; Eurotiomycetes; Eurotiales; Aspergillaceae
Source: RefSeq, a predicted model, not a curated record
GAGUCCAAGACACAAUGAGAAGGAAUCUGCGAUUGCAGAGUCCAAGACACAAUGUGAGAAGGAAAAGGAAUCCGCUAUUGCAGAGUCCAAGACGCAGUGUGAGAAGGAAAAGGAUGAGCUGCGCAAACAGGCCGAAGGAGCCGCGCAGAAAGAGCGGGAGCAAUGCGAGAAAGACAAAUCUCAACUGCGCCAGGAACGCGACGACGCGUUGCAAAAGUGCAAGUCGGACUGUGAGGCGGAGAAGGAACAGCUCCGCCAGCAAGGCACCGAUGGAGCAAAGCAAUGCGAGAGCGACAAGGCGGGACUACAGCAGCAGCUCAAGACCUGUCAAGACAACCAGCAGCCGACGAAGCCUACCGAUACAGUCGCAGCCCAGGACCCCAAGUGCCGGGACAACAGCUGGCAGAAUAUGUGCGGUGGCGUGUGCCAGGAGGACACCUUCACCCUCGCUGGAGUCGUGUUCAAGAAGAGAUGCUUCGUGCGUACUGUCAUGGGACGGGAAGUACAGGUCUACCACCGCUCGUCGCUUCUCGAGUGCCUGGAGAAGGACUGUGCUCCCAACCCCAACUGUCUGGGUGUGGGAUGGAGGCCAUGGGAGGUCGGACAUUGUCAUGUUCAUAUGAGCAUCGGCCAUGGUCUUCGCACCGCGUAUAAUCCACACGAGCAUUUGAUCUACGCAAAGGAUCGAGUUACGCCGCUGUGA